GGACAUUUUUGCGUGGUCUUCAAACAACAGCUACUUAUGAUCCCAAAACUCAAGAAUUUAUUUUAAAUACUCCCACUUUAUCAUCCAUAAAAUGGUGGCCAGGAAGUUUGGGAAAAACUGCAAAUCAUGCUAUUGUUUUGGCACAACUCUACAUCAAGGGAAAAUGCUAUGGAAUACAUCCAUUUAUGGUGCAGAUUCGAAACAUGGAAGAUCAUCAACCACUUCCUGGAAUAACUGUUGGAGAAAUAGGACCAAAAAUGGGAAUGAGAGCAUCUGAUAAUGGGUUUUUAAAGUUGGAUAAUGUACGAAUACCUUAUGAGAAUAUGUUUAUGAAAAAUGCUCAGGUUACGAGAGAUGGUGAAUAUAUUAAACCCAAAAGUGAUAAAUUGAAUUAUGGAACUAUGGUUUUUGUACGAGUUUUAAUAACAGACAUGGUAGCUUUCAAUUUAGCUAGAGCUUGCACUAUUGCAACACGAUAUAGUGCUGUUAGAAGACAGUCUGAAAUUAUUGCUGGGAAAGGAGAAGUUCAAAUUCUGGACUAUCAAGCACAACAGUAUAAACUUCUGCCUUUAAUUGCAUUAACUCAUGCAAUCAAAGCAACUUUUCUUUCCUUAAUGCAAACUUACAAAGUAGCAAGUCAGAAUUUGGAAAAAGGUGAUUUGGGAAACUUGCCAGAGCUUCAUGCCAUAUCUUCUGGUCUGAAGGCACUAUGUUCUGAUAAAGGCAGUCGAGGUAUUGAAACGUGUCGUUUAGCAUGUGGAGGACAUGGAUACUUAUUAAUUAGUGGAUUGCCUCGUCUGUAUUCUCUCACAGUAGCAGCAUGCACUUACGAAGGAGAAAAUACAGUACUCUAUCUCCAGACAGCAAGAUUCUUAUUAAAGUGUUUGAAACAAGGAAAUUUAUCACCAGAUUCAAAUUUUAAUUAUUUACUGAAGAAAGGUGGCGGAAUAGUGACACCACUUUCUGCAGAACCUACUCUUAAAGAGCUACUCUCAUUAUAUGAAGCAGUUGCCUACAGGACAGUUCAUAUUGCUUCAAAAAAAGUAGACACACUUAUUCAGAUGGGCGAUUUUCCAGAAAUUGCUUGGAAUAAAAGUCAUGUCUGUUUAAUUCCAGCAGCUAAGGCACACGUUCAGUACUAUAUAAAUCAGAGAUAUAUAGAAUGGGUUGAACAGAGUGGAAUACCCAAUAAUUUACGUAAGGUGCUGAAGAAUCUUUGCCAGCUAUAUUUGUUAUUUAAUAUCUGUGAAGAACCAGGAAUAUUUUUACAGGUUGGUCUGACAACAUCCAAACUAGAACAAUUACAAAAUAAAUUGAUAGAAUUACUUGCCGAACUUCGUCCAGAUGCAGUUCCAUUAGUAGAUGCUUUCGAUCUGCAUGAUCUUGUGUUAAAUAGUGCAUUGGGACGAUACGACGGUCAAGUGUAUCGUACAAUGUUCGAGUUGGCACAGAGAGCUCCACUAAACAAAACUCAGGUUCAUGAAUCCUAUUAUAAAUAUCUCCACCCAUUAAAGUCUAGAUUAUAAUUAUAGAAAAUUAUAGCUACAUGUACAGAUUACUUGCCUUGAGCUGCUAACUAAAUUAUAUACUUGGGGACCAUAUUGCAAUCAAGAGUUUCUUCCAUAAUGGUACUUUAAUAGUACAAAAGUAGGAGAGCUUAAUGAACUAACGGAAGACUAGUUUAUUAAUCAGUUUUUCUGAAAUGUAAAUAAUUGCAAUAUAUUCAAUUGUUACAUAUAUUUUGCAAAAUUUUAUUAUCAAGUU
Molecule: messenger RNA, 1764 nt
Organism: Centruroides sculpturatus (bark scorpion)
Lineage: Eukaryota; Metazoa; Arthropoda; Arachnida; Scorpiones; Buthidae
Product: peroxisomal acyl-coenzyme A oxidase 1-like
Exons: 11
Coding region: 186-1526 (446 amino acids)
Biological process (GO): lipid homeostasis; fatty acid beta-oxidation using acyl-CoA oxidase
Cellular component (GO): peroxisome
Molecular function (GO): acyl-CoA oxidase activity; FAD binding; fatty acid binding
Source: RefSeq, a predicted model, not a curated record